Molecule: messenger RNA, 804 nt
Organism: Daldinia childiae
Lineage: Eukaryota; Fungi; Ascomycota; Sordariomycetes; Xylariales; Hypoxylaceae
Product: L-xylulose reductase
Exons: 3
Coding region: 1-804 (267 amino acids)
Cellular component (GO): intracellular anatomical structure
Molecular function (GO): oxidoreductase activity, acting on NAD(P)H, oxygen as acceptor
Source: RefSeq, a predicted model, not a curated record
AUGCCUCUAUUUCAACCAGCCAAUUUGGAUACCCCUGUCCUCCAGCAAUUUUCACUUAAGGGAAAGAUAGCCAUCGUGACGGGAGGGUCCAGGGGUAUUGGCCUCCAGCUUGUCUGGGGCUUAGCUGAGGCUGGGGCCGACGUUGCUUUCAUAUACAGAACCCACCAAGAUGCUGAUGCAACAGCUGCUCAGAUUGCACAGAAGACUGGUGUACGCGUCCAAGCUUUCAAGUCGGACGUUACUAAGCGAGAUUUACUCUUGAAGACAAUCGACGAGAUCGUGGCUGAUUUCGGCCGCGGCCGCUUGGACGUCGUGAUUGCAAACGCCGGCGUCUGCUCUAACGUCAGCUCGCUUGAUUACAGCGAAGAGAGCUGGGCACAUAUCAAUAGUGUAAACUACGACGGAGUUAUGUGGACAGCUCAGGGUGCAGAGAAAUAUUUCCGAAAGCAAGGGAAGGGCAACUUGAUCAUCACGGCCUCGGUCAGCGCCACACUUGUGAACACCCCGCAGAUGCAGGCAGCGUACAAUGCCUCCAAAGCUGCAGCUCUACAGCUUGGCAGGAGUCUUGCCGUUGAGUGGGUUGACUUUGCGCGGGUCAAUUGCGUUUCUCCCGGAUACGUUCAUACGGAGAUGUUGACGAGACAACCCAAGAAGCUCCUAGACCAAUGGAUCAGUCAGAUCCCUGGCGGGCGGGUGUGCAAUCCCAAGGAACUGAAGAGUGCCUACGUCUUCCUGGCAAGUGAUGCCUGCCCUUAUAUGACAGGGGCGAACAUGAUCAUAGAUGGUGGGUUUACUAUUCCGUAA